Molecule: messenger RNA, 2872 nt
Organism: [Torrubiella] hemipterigena
Lineage: Eukaryota; Fungi; Ascomycota; Sordariomycetes; Hypocreales; Clavicipitaceae
Source: the annotation of a GenBank genome assembly
CCAGCCGUAACCUCCAUGCAUAGGCCUCAAUGCGCCGACUACUCCGCCGCAGCGCGUACGCUGCUCUAGCAAUCCCCUCUCAACCUACUAUACGCAGUAUAUCCUCGUCCUGCGCACGCCUCAAGGACCCGCGCACCGGGCAGAUCGUCAACGACUUUGCCCACCUCCGCGACACAUACGCUACUCCCAAACACCCCCUCGUCCUCGCCCAUGGCCUCUUUGGCUUCGCCGAGCUACGGCUCCCCGUCCUCCCCACCAUCUACUACUGGCACGGCAUCCGCGAAGCCCUUCUCGCCAACAAAGCAACCGUCAUAACGCCCUCUGUCCCGCCAUCCAGCGCCAUCUCCCACCGCGCCGAGCAUCUCGCCGCACACAUCCAGCGCUCCGUACCCCCCGGAACACCCGUCAACAUCCUCGCACACAGCAUGGGCGGGCUCGACUCGCGCUACCUCAUCUCGCGGCUCAAAGGGCACAAUGUCAAGAUUGCCUCGCUGACGACCAUUGCGACGCCGCACCGGGGGAGUCCGGUGGCAGACUUGCUCGUGGAGCCGGAUGCCGCAGGGCCGAUCCAUCUGCCUAGGCUGUACGGCGUGCUGUCGCGGCUCGGGCUGGGCACGGAAGCGUUUGAGCAGUUGACGACACGGUAUAUGCGGGAGCAGUUCAAUCCGCAGACGCCUGAUGCGGCGGACGUGCGGUACUUUUCGUACGGCGCGGACAUGAUGGGCCCGCCGGGCCUGUUUAAUACGUUCCGCUACUCGUUUGGGGUGAUUAACAAGGUGGAGGGGCCGAAUGACGGGCUGGUGAGCGUCGAGAGCAGCCGCUGGGGAGAGUACCAGGGGACGCUGAUGGGGAUGAAUCACUUGGAUCUGAUUAAUUGGCAGAAUAGGCUGCGCUGGGCAGUCCGUGGCUGGAUGGGCAUGGCAAAGACGUUUAAUGCUGUGGCGUUUUACAUGGGCAUUGCGGAUAUGUUGGCAAAAGAAGGGUUAUAAUGGGAUUGGAGAGGUUGUGUUGGCGAAUGACGUAGGCGUUUUGUUCUUGGGGGACGUACAUUUUUUUUACUUUUAGCAGACAUUGGUAGGCGUUAAGGGAGCAUUGAAGCUAUUUACAUUUGCAAAUUAAUGCAAAAGGAGGUAUCAAUUAGAAUAGUAGAAUACAAGCAAUGCCAACAAAGGAAACCAUCCAGCAUCUUCCCACAAACACAUAUAUACACCACCAGGCCACCACCAUGCAGGUCCAGUCUACCAGUUCCAGUACAGCAUUGAUGAAUUUGCUUCGACAAUGGUGUAUUGGAGCCUGUACACCCGCAACUCAAAAUAUGCGAGAAAUUGAGCGCAUGCCGAGGCGGUAGCUGAAUAAAAAGAAAAAGGGCGAAGUAGGGUAUGUUGGGGAAGUAGUAUGUCUUCCCCACCGGGUUGGUGGGUGAUCGUUUGACGGAUCGUGAUGGUGGCUGCAACGCGUUUCGUUGCUGGUGAGGCGAUUUGUGGAGGAUGAGGUGGUAUCCAAUGCCUGCCUAUGCAGGCCCGGUGGCAUGUGCUACUUCCUUUGGCUUCAUCCCAAUUCAAAAAGGUGACACAGACUCCAGAUCCCCAUUCUUCCUCUGACAAUCCCCUCGUCCCCAGAUCCUCCUCUCCGGCGCAAAGGUUAUUUAAGCAACAGCCUUGCGCUCUCUGCGCUCUCUGCGGGCGGUCAGCCACUUGUUGGUGUAGACACCGAUAACAAGGAGAGCGACUGUGGAUGAAAAGUUAGCAUGGCACAGGGGGGGGGGAGGUUAAAAGGUUAAUACGAACCAACAAAGACAAUGCAGAAGACAACCAUGGGGCCCACGUUCUUAGCGGCCCAGUUCCUGUCGUCAUCACGCUUCAGAAGCUGGGACAUGACAGCGUCCUUCUCGAAAGUAAUAAUGGCGGCCAUUUUGGAUUGAGUGGAGGUAAAGACUGCGCUAGACAGACACGAUAAUGUUAGCAAUGUGUUUUGUGGUAGGGAUGACGCCUUGGGCGGUUAUCUUUCGGCAGCGCGUAGUUGGCAGUGACGAGAGUAUUGUUGUCGGUCGGCAACGGAAAUGCUAGGCAGCGGCGGUAUACCAGUGUUGUUUUCUUAGCAGUACCAAUGCGAAUUGUGAAUUGUCGCAGGCAGGUUGCGGGAGGAAUUGGCGAUUGGCCAUGUCGAGAAACGCAGGACGCCCAAAUGCGGCCAUACCGGGCGCGCGAAGCAACAACCGCAGUAGAACUACAACAACACCGACGCCCGUUGCAAAGCCAUUGCCGACGCGAUCACGAGUAGAAAAAAACCAGAGCAAAAUAAUAAUUACCUUUAGAAAUUGGCGGUUGUAAGAAGGAGAAGGGCGGGAAUCACGACGACGUUUGGAAGAUGGAAAACGAGGAUGCAGGAAGUAAGAAGUGGAAAAGGUGAGAGAAAAAAUGGCGACGGAGAAGGCGAGGGAAAGAGCAGCAAAAGCUUGGCCGGAGACUCGGGGCGCGAAAGACAAGAGCGUAAGCCGGCCCAGCUCUUGCAGGGGACUGUACUAAGAGCCUAGCAGCAAAUUUACAGUGGGCUUCCGGGGCGGUAUUAGCGGCAGGAACCACUGGAACGCCCGCCCAGGUGAAGCGUCGGAAAGCUAAAUUGUGGAGCCCGAGGACGUCACGGGCCACUCGCCGCCCGCUAUGAUGGCCAGUAUGGGUACGUACCUUUCCAAGUGCUGCUAUUGGCUCCUUUUUUUUUAUUUGUUGUUUUUUAAGCGGCCUGUUGGUGCUGCCGGUGCUGCAACCGGAGCUAGGCUGUAAUUACAGCGUAGAGUAUCAACCGGAGCACGCCGUCUACGGGGAAAACACAAGAUAAUGGCAUAAAGAAUACCAUGGGAAGCUGCGCAGGAGGC